Messenger RNA from Drosophila santomea, 1105 nucleotides. RefSeq lists its product as uncharacterized. The coding region runs from base 258 to 914 and encodes 218 amino acids. Lineage: Eukaryota; Metazoa; Arthropoda; Insecta; Diptera; Drosophilidae. The record is from RefSeq and is a predicted model, not a curated record. The transcript is spliced from 2 exons.
UUGGCGCUCUGGCGGUGGGCACACUAUUGUUAUUAACAAUUCCUUUUAACAAAAACAUCCAAUGAAAUUGCAAUAGUUCAAUAAAGACAGUCUAUCAACAACUGGCUUUUCAGCUAGAAAAGGCAGUGGAGAGCAGCUGGUGACCUUCACCGGAAACCGAGUAACCUGUGGAAUUUACCUAAUAUUUAGGUUUUACUUACAAUUUUUAGACAAAUUAUACAAUUUGUGGCGCUACCAACUGGCCUAGUACGCUCCUGAUGUCGGAUCCACUGAUAAUUUGCGUUUGCGACUACUGGCGGCGAUGUCAUUACCACAAUCGUCCAAAUCGGGAAGCCGGCGACGCGUGCCCAAAAUCAAAACCACUGCGGAGGCUGUGCAUCCAAGUGGACGCCAUCAAUGGGAAUUACUACCUGCGCGAGUUCCUGCACCAGAAGGUGCUGGCCCAGAGCCUCAGGCGCAACUAUGGCGUUCAGCUGGUAUGGUUGGAAUUUGAGGCUCCGCAAGAGGACACCAUUGACUACAGAUUCGCCGACAUGCUGGCGCACACGCUGUGGGAGCACAUCGAGGUGGAGCACCUCAUGUCCUGGCUGUCCACACUGGGCGGCGGAUUCUCCGCCCUUGGCGAGCAGUUCGAGCGAUGUGCGGAGACAGCUGGAAAGAUCUCGCUGCAGCAGUUAAAGAUUGGCCUGCGACUCGGCGAUCCGUUCCUGCAGGCGCGCUGCAAGCUGUACUUCAGCAUUUCGCUGAUCCAGCGCGGUCAGCUGCGGACGGCGAAGCAUCUCAUCCGCAAGCAGUACGACUUUGCGAGAAGAAACGUGGAGAAGGAUGUGCGUCUGAUGCGGAUGUGCCUGGGCAUUUGGCAGCGACUUAGCUACGAGUACGAGCAGCGAAUGAUGCGGAAGAGGCGCAACUGAGUUGGACUUGAAACCGCUGAUUAUUCCGAUCAAAGAGCGAACAAUUGUAAAUUAUAUUGGGGAACACGAUUCGAGUGUUCCGUGUUCCUUUCCUUUAUUUUUGAUAAGGAGAAAAGCAAAUAUUGUUUUCAAUAUAUUUAUUUAAUAUGUAAUUGUAUAUACGUAAAAAAUGCAUUUACAUUAUUCAUUUA